CAGCUGUACAUCCCUUGAGCGCGUGCGUCGGCUCGACAUAAACCUGGCCUCUCUCUCCCAUAAACCAGAGAAAAUCCAGUCUCCAAAUUUAGCUUAUUCUCUGCCACAGAACAGAGAAAAUCCAGUCUCCAAAUUUAGCUUCUUCUCUCCCUUGUAGCUUCUUCUUCUUCAUCCAGUCUCCAAAUUGUAGCUUCUUCUUCUCCAAGUUGUACCUCCUCCUCCUGCUAUGGAUUCAAGCCACAGUGAAGUAGCCCAUGACUACUCUCCCUAUCUUAAAAUCUACAAAGAUGGUCGACUAGAGCGACUUUCAGGCACCGAGAUCGAACCCCCAUCUCUUGAUCCGCAAACCGGCGUUGAAUCCAAAGACGUAGUUAUUUCACCCGAAACAGGUGUAUCCGCCAGGCUUUACAUUCCGAAAACCACCGAAAAAAAGCUUCCUCUCGUUGUUUACUUCCAUGGCGGAGGCUUUUGCAUUGAAACCGCCUUCACUCCACGGUACCACAGCAACCUUAACUCCAUUGUCGGCGAAGCCAACGUUGUUGCGGUCUCUGUAGACUACAGGAGAGCCCCAGAACACCCUCUUCCUGUUGCUUAUAAUGAUUCAUGGGCUGCGCUUAAAUGGGUAGCGUCCCAUGUUGAUGAAUGGUUGAAAAGCCAUGCAGAUUUUGAAAGAGUGUUUUUCGUUGGGGACAGCGCCGGGGCUAACAUUGCGCACCAGAUGGCCUUGAGGGUGGGCGUAGAAGGAUUGGCUGGUGUUAAGCUACAAGGGAUUGCUCUUGUGCAUCCAUAUUUCUGGGGCAAAGAACCGAUUGGCGGCGAAACGACCGAGGCUCAGAGGAGAGCGAUGGUCGAGUAUUUUUGGCGUUUUGUGUGCCCGGCGACGAGUGGGACUGACGACCCUUACAUAAACCCAGCUUCGGAUCCGAAGCUGGGGAGCCUCGGUUGUGGGAGUGUGCUGGUUUGUGUUGCCGAGAAGGAUUUGUUGAAGGAGAGGGGCUUGUAUUACUGUGAGUUAUUGGAGAAGAGCGGCUGGGGAGGAGCUGUCGAGGUGAUGGAGGCUCCAGGGGAGGAUCAUGUAUUCCAUUUGCGUGACCCACUUUCCGAAAAUUCUGUGGCCUUGCUCAACCGGAUUGUUUCUUUCAUCAAUCGGGCUGAGCCCUGAAAGACGGAUCCUACAUUGUUUGUAUUUCAAUCAGUAAUAGUUUCUAGUUCCUAAUUUGGUAUAGGCCGGCCGCCGGCCACUAUGAUUGAGCUUAAUUCAGUCAAAAAAAAAAAAAAGAUGCAUGUAUGAAAGUCAUUUGGUUUCAUCAAUGAAAAUGGCAAAAUGCUAUGUCUAUUGCAGCCUGAUUGGAUCCCAUUAUGAGAUUUUUGUUUUUAGCAAUCAUAAAGCGUACGGAAGACAGGGCUGAGAGUGACGUUUGCUAAGAAAGAGUAAAUGCUCAUUAUAUAUGAUGUCAAUCGUGUACACAGUUGCGCAUGUAACUUUAGCAUUUAAGCAGAUUUCUCUGUUGCAUUCCGCGUCGUGUAAGAAGUUCGGGUAUCUCAAUUAUGUACGAUGUUAAUCUUGCAUUAAUUACUAAACUUGGGUGGAAACUUUUGUCUAA
Messenger RNA from Alnus glutinosa, 1604 nucleotides. RefSeq names its product probable carboxylesterase 2. NCBI's taxonomy places the organism in Eukaryota, Viridiplantae, Streptophyta, Magnoliopsida, Fagales, Betulaceae. The coding region runs from base 227 to 1162 and encodes 311 amino acids. The record is from RefSeq and is a predicted model, not a curated record. The transcript has a single exon. Gene Ontology annotation, molecular function: hydrolase activity.